Molecule: messenger RNA, 854 nt
Organism: Phlebotomus papatasi
Lineage: Eukaryota; Metazoa; Arthropoda; Insecta; Diptera; Psychodidae
Exons: 2
Coding region: 93-767 (224 amino acids)
Biological process (GO): protein secretion; vesicle-mediated transport
Cellular component (GO): Golgi membrane
Source: RefSeq, a predicted model, not a curated record
CGAACAUGCUUGUACGAAUGACAUGAGCUUUCCGGAAUAUUUUGUGGACACACGAAGGAAAAUGUCAUCAGCGACGGUACCACUCUUGGACGAUGACACUGUGCCAUUUGGCGAAGAGGACAACCUCGAUGGAGCUCCACAGAAGAAAUACACGUAAGUUUGCUGGAAAGAUGUCUUUUGGGGUGAUUCUCUCAAGGACUUUGUCUUCCAGACAUCCCUACAUCACAUUCUUUCACCUGUUUUUUCGUGGAGCCUCGGUGGUUGUCUACAUGCUGUGUGGAUGGUUCAGUGAAUCCUUUAUUGCGAGCUUUGUGGCUGUUGUUCUUCUACUCUCAGCCGAUUUCUGGACAGUGAAAAAUCUCAGUGGGCGUUUUCUGGUCGGCAUGCGAUGGUGGAAUUUUGUCGAUGACGAAGGAAUAUCCCAUUGGGUUUUUGAAUCCAAGAAAAAUACCCAAGUCAGCCGGGUGAAUGCGCAUGAAUCGAGAAUCUUUUGGUUGGCUCUGAUUCUUUUCCCCGUUAUCUGGGCAGUAUUUUUCAUAGUAGCCCUGUUUGGGCUCAAAUUCAAGUGGCUCCUGUUGGUCCUGAUAGCUUUGGCUCUCAAUGGAGCCAAUCUCUAUGGGUAUGUAAAGUGCAAUUUUGGAGCUAACAAAAAUAUUGGAUCAGUUACGACGGAUUUUGUGCGGACGCAAGUACUGAAAAAUGCUUUUGAUAUGAUGACAAAGCCUACAAAUCAGCCUACUACGACCAAACCAACGGGGGUUAUUUAAGCCAUUCCACCUUAACAGUCAGUACGGAUGUGUGUGAUGAUAUUUAUGAAUCCUAAGCAUUAAAAUAAUUGUAAUUAUGUGAAGAAA